Molecule: messenger RNA, 516 nt
Organism: Phaedon cochleariae (mustard beetle)
Lineage: Eukaryota; Metazoa; Arthropoda; Insecta; Coleoptera; Chrysomelidae
Source: the annotation of a GenBank genome assembly
ACAUUACUUGACUUCUAUAAACCGAAACCGCUAGAUGACGAAGAGCGAGAGCCAAAACGAUUGAAGCCAUUGAAGGAAACGGAAUCAGAUGCUAUUCCAAGUACAUCUGGAUCUAAUUCGCAGGAACAAGAUUUGUUAUCGUACGAUAUAGGACUCGCGGUAGAUAAAAAAAUGUUGAACGAUAAUGAAAGACUGAAAUUUCUGAAAGAAACAUGGAAACCUGAUCGUAACUAUGUAUUUCCAUGUCAGCAAGAAGGCAAGCAGGUUAGAAAAUUUUGCUACGGUUGGUUCGAACGAUUUAACUGGCUAUCUUACAGUCAAUACAAAAGUGGAGCCUUCUGCAAAAUGUGUGUACUAUUUGCACCAAUGGGUGCUGGAGUUGGAUGUCAGCCUCUUAAAACGUUGGUGAAUCAACCGCUCACAAAAUUCAAAAAAGCUUUGGAUAUGCUGCAUCAUCAUGAAAGCAGUCAAUAUCACAAAUUUUCGGUUCAGAAGUCUGCCGGAUUUUCUAUAGUU